Messenger RNA from Neoarthrinium moseri, 540 nucleotides. RefSeq lists its product as uncharacterized. The record is from RefSeq and is a predicted model, not a curated record. Bases 1 to 540 code for a protein of 179 amino acids. The transcript has 3 exons. Lineage: Eukaryota; Fungi; Ascomycota; Sordariomycetes; Amphisphaeriales; Apiosporaceae.
AUGGGUAACUUCACCUGGUACCACGGCCCUUCCUCGGCCUUCCCCCCUAUGUCCCAGUGGAAGUCGUUCGAGCAGAUCUUCAACGCCAACAAGCCUGAGAUGGGCAAGACUGGAGACACCGGUGAGGAUAUCGGCCGCAUUUGGAAUGCCGUGAAGGAGUGCGCCAAGAUCGGUGUUGAAGAGCGCGUGAUCUUUGCCAUCAUCAUGCAGGAGAGCACUGGCAACGUUGGAGUCCGUACCACGACCAACGCCGAUGGGCACUUCACUGCCGGGCUCAUGCAGUGUGAUGGUUCUCCCGGAUUCCCUGGCAAGCACGGCCUGACCCAGGAGCAAAUCACCUCCAUGGUCCGUGCCGGAACCAACCACUUCAAGGCCAACUUGAAGGAGUUCGGCGACCAUGAUAAUGCCGACACCAUCUACAAGGCGCUCCGUGCCUACAACUCUGGCUCUAUCAACCCAAACGACCUGAGUGACGGUCGUGGUGCCACUGCUGCCUAUGUCAGCGAUGUUGCCAACCGUCUCCUCGGGCGCGUCAACUAG